GCGCGGGGCCAGCGGUGGGCUGCGAGCGGGGCGAUGCCGCCGGCGGGGCGGCUGCUGCUGGCGGCCCUGGCGGUCCAGGCCGUGGCGGCGUUCGAGCCCGUCAGCGUGGCCAUCGCCAUCGGGGCCGCGUCGGCCCUCACCGGCUACCUGUCCUACAAGGACCUGUACUGUCGCUUCGCCGAGUGCUGCCGCGAGAAGCAGCCGCUCAACGCGUCGGCCCUCAAGCUGGAAUUGGAGGAGAAGCUGUUUGGGCAGCAUCUGGCCACAGAGGUGAUUCUCAAGGCCCUGACUGGCUUCAGGAACAACCCAAAUCCCAAGAAACCACUGACUCUUUCCUUACAUGGCUGGGCUGGCACCGGCAAGAAUUUUGUGAGCCAGAUUGUGGCUGAAAAUCUGCACUCCAAAGGCCUAAAGAGUAACUUUGUCCACCUGUUUGUUUCGACUCUGCACUUCCCUCACGAGCAGCAGAUAAAACUGUACCAGGACCAGUUACAGACGUGGAUUCGGGGUAAUGUGAGUGCCUGUGCAAGCUCCAUGUUCAUAUUUGACGAGAUGGAUAAAUUGCACCCUGGGAUCAUCGAUGCGAUCAAGCCCUUUCUAGACUACUACGAGCAGGUUGAUGGCGUGUCUUACCGGAAGGCGAUCUUCAUCUUUCUCAGCAAUGCAGGUGGGGACCUCAUAACCAAGACGGCCCUGGACUUUUGGCGGGCAGGAAGAAAGAGGGAAGACAUUCAGCUGAAGGACCUGGAACAUGUGCUGUCUGUCGGAGUUUUCAAUAACAAACACAGUGGCCUGUGGCACAGCGGACUGAUAGACAGAAACCUCAUCGAUUACUUUAUCCCCUUCCUGCCCCUGGAGUACACACACGUGAAGGAGUGUGUGCGGGCAGAGAUGAGGGCCCGCGGUUCUACCGUAGAUGAAGACAUUGUCACCAGAGUGGCAGAGGAAAUGACGUUUUUCCCCAAAGACGAGAAAAUCUACUCAGACAAGGGCUGCAAGACUGUGCAGUCGCGGCUGGAUUUUCACUGACCUCUUACCCAAGCCAGGAGUCUGUCUUUUGGAAACACUUUGAAGACGUCCUUGGAGUUUGCACAUUUGUACCUGUGGACUUGUGGAAUAUAGAAGUUUCUAUUUUUUGGAAAAGCCACUCAUCUGUCAAGUGCACUUAUCAUUUUGCAACAUAACAACUGUUAAUUGCAGUUGAAGAUGAACUUUUAAAAUCCGCCCCACACCCACACACACACACUGCUGACAGAAGGACAUUGGAAACAGCUGUAAGUGAAACCUAGGACUGUUUCUGACCCCACGGCACCCACCUCAGGAGCUGCUAUUGUAACUGAAGUUCAGGGGCCGGCUGCCUUCUGGGCGCACUAGGUUUUUACCUGCCGAAAACAUUCUGCUGGAGUUGUUUUUCUUUACACAGAGCGUUCCCUGACUUGAAGUCUCUCCAGGUAAAACUGGUGGCACCUUCAGGCACACACAGUGUCCGGUGGGAGGACGUGGACCUGCAUGUGAGCAGCGGCGGCGUGUGGGGUGGGGGCUCCAUCCUCGGCCUCUGCAGCCGCCAGGACAGACAGGACCUCGGUCUGGCCAUCGCUCUGGCUGGCCAUGGAGUUCCUUCGCUCACCUGUCAGUUGGAAUCGCUGCCAGUCUUCUAUUCCUGAGCAUCAGUCACUGCUAGAUUUGCCCCAAACACGUCAUUGCUAGAGUCGAAUCAGAAUGAGACUGCUGGUUUUGAAUUUGAAUUUGGUCCCCGUGGUGAAAUGUUGUCUGUUGCAGUUUAUAUGUGGGUCAGUGUCUCAUUUUACUCCACAGAACCAUUUGAAAUCCGUAGGACACGUUCAUCUCCAUGGAUGACACGUGCCCAGACUGAGUGGUCAGCUUGCAGGUUAUACGGCCAAAGAAGUGGAAGAAUCAUACAAUAGGAAUGAAAACAGCUUGCUGGUUUUCAAGGAUAUGUAUAUUUUUUAUAAUGUUUUUAUUUGUGAAUCAGAGAAUAGAAAUAUAGGAUGCUGCUUAUUUUAAAACAUGGGAAGGACACAAAAUGAAAUAAUUGCCUAUUUUAUCAGAUACUCUUAAAAGAAAGGGGAUUAAUUUUUAUUGUUAAAUGCGUGCUAAUAUAUGGUCACAAUUGUGGAUGAAACAAGGUCAGUCUGAAGUUGCGUCUGGUCCUGAGUCAUCUAGUAACGACACCUUCUGUGGCAGCGCCAGGCUGGACUGCCUUGGUCAGUGGGAAAUCACUUAGAUUCUGUGAAUCUAAGAUUCUGUGAAUCUAAGUCAGUAUAAACUGUCUGGGUCUACCUUGUAGUUGCACCUGCAGACAUACUGAGAACAACGGUCAACCUUUUUAUAUAGAUGUGGUUGAAUGAGUAUUUUCAUGACAUGGGAAGGCCUUACAGAGGAUCACACUUAGGCUUUUAAAAAUAUCAGGCUAGGGCUUAAAAAUUUUAGUACAAAUGUGCAAAUUGGAGCUGUUACAUUUCUUUUAGAACCUUUUGGGUGUCUGGUUGGGGAAGACAAGAUUUUCUGUUUACAGUGAUGCAAUAAACUCAACAUGUGUUGGCCACCUUUGGACUACUGCUGGUACUGAUUUGUAACUUGAAAAAGCCAUGGGUGACCAUGGCCCAGCCUCCUCCACCCCACAUAAGAUGUAGAGAGGAGCUGGAAUUGAACUAGCGAAUGUAAAGUAAUAAAGCCUAAGUUUUAUCAUGUGAGAUGUCAUUUGC
Molecule: messenger RNA, 2726 nt
Organism: Rhinolophus ferrumequinum (greater horseshoe bat)
Lineage: Eukaryota; Metazoa; Chordata; Mammalia; Chiroptera; Rhinolophidae
Gene: TOR1B
Product: torsin family 1 member B
Exons: 5
Coding region: 34-1029 (331 amino acids)
Biological process (GO): protein localization to nucleus; nuclear membrane organization
Cellular component (GO): endoplasmic reticulum lumen; endoplasmic reticulum; nuclear envelope
Molecular function (GO): ATP binding; ATP hydrolysis activity; kinesin binding
Source: RefSeq, a predicted model, not a curated record